GUCGACGUGUUUGAGCUUCUGUUUUACUUUGACGACACUCUGGGUCAUCUGAUGUGGUACGUCCCUCUCUUCCUCGUGCUCUUCCUCUUCUUCACUGGUUGUUUCUGCCACAGGAAGCUGGAGGAGAAGAUGCCGAGGGCGGCGUGGAUGCUACUCGCUCCUAAUGCCGCCUACUACUGGUACCUGAUCACUGAGGGUCAGACCUUCAUCCUCUUCAUCUUCACCUUCUUCGCCAUGACUGCCAUGGUGAUGCACCAGAGGAGGCGAGGCAUGGUUCCCAACGGCAACGGCCUCUUUAUGCUCUACAGUUUCUCUACAGCUCUGGUCCUGGUGGCGGUCUGGGUCUCCUAUCUGUGGAACGACAGCGAUCUGAGGAAGAAGCACCCAGGUCUGAUCUACGUCCCGCAGCCUCGAGCCGUCUACUCCCUCCACCUCCACCUCCACCUCCACCACCACCACAACACAGAUGCAGAUCUCUGA
This is a messenger RNA of Scomber japonicus (chub mackerel), 480 nucleotides long. Its product is annotated as ceroid-lipofuscinosis neuronal protein 6 homolog. The transcript has 4 exons. NCBI's taxonomy places the organism in Eukaryota, Metazoa, Chordata, Actinopteri, Scombriformes, Scombridae. The record is from RefSeq and is a predicted model, not a curated record. The annotation marks the transcript as partial.